AUGGAUUACGAGCGCUGUGCAGCACUCCACAACCAGCUCCUAACCAGGGCCGUUCAAGGCCGUGGGGUAGAGAUGCCCUCCAAACCCCUAACCUGGUGGGAGGCCAGGGCGCCUUCUGAGGAAGUUGCCAAUAGUCUCCACCCGUCCUUGAUCGAGUUUCUGAAGCGUGCUUGGGAUGAGGCCGUGCUGCCUCCUUGGUCUGUACUUUUCCUCUAUCUUGGAGCGCUGAAGAACCCGGAUGGCUUGCGGGAUGGUAUGGAUAUGUAUGAGGAUGAGGAUGAGGAUGGAAGGUUUAUCAAACUGUAUUAG
Aspergillus calidoustus is the source of this 309-nucleotide messenger RNA. The record is from the annotation of a GenBank genome assembly. NCBI's taxonomy places the organism in Eukaryota, Fungi, Ascomycota, Eurotiomycetes, Eurotiales, Aspergillaceae.